AUGCAAUUUAAGCACUUGCUCUUUGCUGUCACCGCCAUGUCGGCCUUCAUGGUAUCAGCUAGCCCAAUAGCCAGCCAAAACUCAGAGCAGGGAACCGCAUUCCGUAGGACUGUUUGGUUGUAUCCUGUCUUGCUGCUCUUUGGAAAUAAACGACACUUUCCGAAGCUUCCGAGCAAGGAACUGCGUUCCGUAGGUCCAAGGGUAAGCACCAUGAACUUCCUCCCCUACAAUAUCAUUUUCCCUGAGCUUCUAUCAGCCACCGAACAAGGAACCGCCUUCCGUAGAGCUGACGCCGAGCAGGGAACCGCGUUCAAACGUAGCGAACAGGGCACUGCGUCCCGCCGUGAUGAACAAGGCACUACUUUCCGACGUGAUGAACAAGGUACUGCUUUCAAACGUGGCGAGCAGAAUACUGCGUUCAAGCGCGACGAGCAGUCCACUGCGUUCAAGCGUGACGAACAGGGAACUGCUUUCAAGCGUGGCGAACAAGGAACUGCUUUCAAGCGUGGCGAACAGAGCACUGAAUUUAGGCGAGACGAACAAGGAACCGCUUUCAAGCGCAAUGAUCAGGGGACCGCUUUCAAGCGCGAUGAGCAGGAGACCGCCUUCAAGCGUGAGGAGCAGAGCACCGCUUUCCGACGUGGCGAACAAGGCACGGCUUUCAAACGUGACGAGCAGAGCACUGCAUUCAAGCGCGGUGAACAGGGAACGGCUUUUAAACGCGUUGAUGCCUCUGAGCAGGGAACUGCUUUCCGCAGGACUGGCUCCGAACAGGGAACUGCCUUCUAG
Molecule: messenger RNA, 789 nt
Organism: Psilocybe cubensis
Lineage: Eukaryota; Fungi; Basidiomycota; Agaricomycetes; Agaricales; Agrocybaceae
Exons: 7
Coding region: 1-789 (262 amino acids)
Source: RefSeq, a predicted model, not a curated record